ACAUUCAACUGUCAAACAAAGUCAAAAAAUCCGCGACCUCUCAUCGUUUCCUCGCGUUCUGUUGGUGAAUCGGAAAUCUCUCAAAAACUGAACUCCCGCUUCCAAAAUUAAACUUUACCCGCAAUGAAUUUCUCGUUUGGAACACCGGGUGCCACUGCAUCGACCCCUGCCGCCUUGGGUGCAACUGCUCCGACCACAACAACAACGGCUGCCAGCACAGGAGGAUUCAGUUUCGGAGCAACUCCGUUUGGGACGAGUUCCACCGGAUUAACAGCGGCAGUUGCUGCGCCCACGACGACAACCGCCUCUUCCGCCGCGGCUCCCUCUGCUGCUCCCACACUUAGCUUUGGUACCAAUCUUGCCGCAGGAGUCGCAGCCACACCUACAGCAACUCCGACUGCAGCAGCUUCCGUGACCACAACCAGUCAGCUGACAUUGGGAAGUUUUGCAGCUCCAAGCCAGCAGCAAAUCAAACGCAACCAGCGGCAAAUCUGACGACAAACACUCAAACAACGCAGUCUUCUUCCGUUUCCGGUGCACAGCAGCUAAACUUUUGCCAGCUGGAAGAAUUCAUCAACAAGUGGACUCUGGAGCUGGAGGAACAGGAGAAACUCUUCACCAAUCAAGCCACACAGGUUAACGCAUGGGACAAACUUCUGCUCGGCAAUGGCGAGAAGAUUGUCGCUUUGAACGAAGCCGUCGAAAAGGUCAAGGCUGAACAGGACGCCAUGGAACAGGAACUUGAGUUCAUCACCGCCCAGCACUCCGAACUAGAGGAAUGCAUAAUUCCCCUCGAGGACGAACUGUCCAAAAUUGUACAAGUCGACAUCGAACGAGGCCAAACUUAUUCGAUGGCGGAAACGCUGGACUCCCAGCUGAAACAGAUGUCCGAAGACCUCAAGGAAGUGAUCGAGCACCUGAACGAAUCCAACAAGUACUCGGACCCCAGCGAUCCCCUGGUGCAGAUUGGGAAGAUUUUGAACGCCCAUAUGAACUCGCUGCAGUGGAUUGAGUCAUCAACGUCUGCGAUCACGAAUCGGCUGGAGGAGAUUAGCAAAAUGCACGACGCCCUACGGAAAGACAAUGAGCGGUCAUUCCGGUUGACUUACUAUGAUAAUUGAGAUGUUUUCCUUAUGUAUUUCAAUAAAAAGUUAGUUUUAUAGGUUA
Messenger RNA from Aedes aegypti (yellow fever mosquito), 1167 nucleotides. It is a transcript of the gene Nup62, whose product is annotated as nuclear pore glycoprotein p62. The coding region runs from base 729 to 1121 and encodes 130 amino acids. Gene Ontology annotation, molecular function: structural constituent of nuclear pore; phospholipid binding. NCBI's taxonomy places the organism in Eukaryota, Metazoa, Arthropoda, Insecta, Diptera, Culicidae. The record is from RefSeq and is a predicted model, not a curated record. Gene Ontology annotation, cellular component: nuclear pore; nuclear pore central transport channel. Gene Ontology annotation, biological process: protein import into nucleus; RNA export from nucleus. The transcript has a single exon.